This is a messenger RNA of [Torrubiella] hemipterigena, 1939 nucleotides long. NCBI's taxonomy places the organism in Eukaryota, Fungi, Ascomycota, Sordariomycetes, Hypocreales, Clavicipitaceae. The record is from the annotation of a GenBank genome assembly.
UCCUGAUAUUUUUGGCGCGGCUCUGCAACAGCGUUACAGCUUCGCCAAAUCAUAGUAUUGCCCCCUAUCCUCUCCCAAGAAGCUGAAUUUUUGACCUAAUUGUUCAGAGGUGAACGAAUUCCACCCCUAUCAGCCAGGAUUCCACACAAUUAUGGGAGCUCCGAAGCAGGCUGAGGCUUUAAGCUUCCCGCGCACCGCUAGCCCCAAAGUCUAUCCACGCCUUUCCAGGAACGACAUAGAAGCUCUAAUUGCUGCGGGAAGCCAUGUUAUAAUCUACAACGGCUAUGCACUCAAGGUCAAUGCGUGGAUCCCGUAUCAUCCGGGAGGCGACAAGGCCAUUAUGCACAUGGUUGGCCGCGAUGCCACUGACGAGAUCAAUGCUCUUCACUCACCUGAUGCCACCAAGCGAAUGAUUAAGUUUCGUAUAGGCAAAGUUGAGGAGGGCCCUUGGCUCAACUUUACACCUCCGAUACAGGGUGGAACGUUCCGUUCUGGCGACGAAGUUCAGGGCACCACCACCAUCCCUUCAGCGGAUCAAAAGGAAAUAUCUCAGGCGGAUAAUACAUUAAAGCAGAGAUCUGCCCCUGAGGCAACCAGCCCCAAAUCAGAAUCUACGAGCAACCCAGAGGUCGAUAGUGACGGCAUGUCAUACCUGGAUGCUGUCUCCCGUGAGUAUAUUACGCUCGAUCUUGAGAAGUAUCCCAACCCAGAUCUAUCCACCCAGGCCAGCGUUGUUGAGAAGUAUCGCAAAUUGUAUGAAAGAAUGGAGGAUGAGGGCCUCAUGAACCCAAACUGGCAGGCAUAUGCUGCUGAUUGCUGCCGAUACGUCCUCUUGUUUAGUCUCUCAAUGGUCUUCUUGCGAUUUGGCCAAUGGGCUCUCUCAGGCUUCUUUCUGGGACUGUUGUGGCAUCAACUUGUCUUUACUGCCCAUGAUGCCGGUCAUAUUGGAAUCACUCAUAACUACCACUUCGAUUCCAUCCUGGGUAUUAUCAUUGCUGACUACAUUGGUGGUCUCUCGCUGGGCUGGUGGAAGAGUAACCACAACGUCCACCAUAUCGUUACCAACGCACCAGAGCAUGAUCCCGAUAUCGAGCACAUGCCUCUCUUUGCCAUUUCUCAUCGCUUCCUUGGCAACUUGUAUUCGACCUACUACGACCGUGCCAUGACGUACGAUAUAUUCGCAAAGUUUCUACUACGCUUUCAGACAUGGACCUACUAUCCACUCUUAUCCCUAGGCCGUUUCAAUCUCUACGCUCUUUCUUGGCAAUAUCUAUUUGGAGGCAAAGCCCCGAAGAAGGGUAUUUCAGCCUGGCAUCGCUGGGUCGAGAUUGGAGGCCAGUUUUUCUUCUGGUUUUGGUUUGGUUAUCUGAUUGUCUACCGGACUAUUCCGGACGGGUGGUCUCGAUUUACGUUUGUAAUGGUCAGCCACAUUACUUCGUCUCCUCUACAUGUCCAGAUCGUCCUGUCGCAUUUUGCCAUGAGCACAGCCGAUCUUGGCCCGCAAGAGUCCUUCCCACAGCGUAUGCUUAGGACCACCAUGGACGUGGACUGCCCGCCAUGGCUCGACUUCAUCCACGGAGGGUUACAGUUCCAAGCUAUCCAUCAUCUCUUUCCUCGCAUGCCGCGUCACAACUUGAGACAGGCCCAGAAGCUGGUCCUCGAGUUUUGCGAUGAUGUAGGUAUACCUUAUGCUUACUAUGGCUUUGCGCACGGUAACCAGCAAGUCCUUGGCCGUCUGGGAGAGGUUUCGCGCCAGGCUGCGAUUUUAGCAAAAUGUCAGAAAUCUAUUGCGAAAUCAGGAAGACUAGAUGGCCAUCACCAUUAGGAUCAGAGCUAUGCUAUUUAGCGUGCAUUUACUGGUGGGACGACCUGAUUUAAUAACUACAUAUUUAAGGAUUGAAGGCAAUAAUACUACUAGCUUUUCAAUAUAUCCCCUUUU